AUGACAAGAUCAAGCGUGAAUUCCGACCUCAUGCGUCGACCCCGAAACAUGGGGGUUCUCUCCACGCUCCUCCUGCCCUGCAUCCAGGUGCGCAAGCUGCGACGCUCGCGCCGCCAACGUGAUCACCAUACCUCGUGGUCCUGCGCGGGAAUCCCCGAGUUUGAGGAGCAGCACCAGCACCAGCAGCAACAGGGAACCACCGAGAAAGAACUUCAUAACCGAGACACUGAAGGGUACACCGAGCUGUCGAGCUUCCCCGAGAAACCACAACAAGCCGCGACAACAGCAACAACAACAACGCUGACGCACACGAAGUCCAUUCGCCUGGUCAGCUGUGCGGACUCGGAAUGCUCGACGCUGGGGCCGGACGAUGGUCCGAUUCUGGAGAAGGAUGACGAGGCAGGGGACCAGGAGAGGGAGGAUUUCCUGGCGGGCAAGGAGAGCGCGUCCGAGAAUGGGAAUGCGACUAUGUUGUCGUUGCUGUCGGAUGAGGAGACGGAUGUGGAACAGUCGAGUGGUGGUAGUAGUCCGCCGCUGGUGCAGAAGGUCAUUGCCAUGGAGGUGGUCCCGCCUUCACGGCCGCCAUCGCGCGCUGGCGCUGGGACUCCAAAAAGUAAAGAUGAUCUUGAUCUGGAGCUGGCGAGCCGUCGGGUCCCCCAAAUUCCAGCGGCUGAUCGACGGCCCCGGCCGGCGAGUAUGGAGGUUCACUCUUCUACCGGGGGCGCGCUGAAGCUUCCUGAGAUCAAGAGCCGGAUGAUUGACGAUAUUCCGGAGGAUGUGGAGGGGGAGGUCGUCGGCGUUAAGGUCCGGCCGUUGAGACAGGCUGCGAGGAAGAGUGCGGUUCUGAAACCGACGGUUCAGGAAGAGGAGGAGGAUGAAGAUGACAAGAAACGCUCCUCAACCUGGCGACUCAGUCAACGCAAGUCAAUGAUCGAGCUUUUCAGUCUUCUUCAAUCCACCGCAGCAGCCGUCGCCGCGGCCCCGAAGUUCUCGAACCUCAAACUACCUCUCACUCAGAGGUCGCCCUUCCGCUCCUCCACCAACGCCGUCGUCGAUGAAUCGUCCUCCUCGGUAUACUCCACCACAGCCACCACCACCACAACCUCACCAUCUCGAUCAGCAGCAGCACCUCCAAACGCAGCACCACCCACAACGCCAACCAGAAAAACCAAGCUCCCCUCCCCACCACCGCCCACGCCUCCCCCGAAAUCCCCCAAACAACUCCUCCAACAACGCCCCCUCCCGCAGACCCCGCAACGCAAGCCCCGACACAGCAGCUUCCAAGAGCAAAUCUCACCCCCAAGGGUAAUCUACCGCACCACCCCAAGCCCAAGUCCCACCAAGAAACAACGCCGAAUGGGCACCGUCCUCUUUCCUCUAACCUCCUCCUUCCGUCCGGGCGGUGGUAACAACAACAACAAUAAUAACAACAACAACAACUCAGGCGUGACGACAACGCCCACCACCAACCCUCCCUCCCCUCCCCGUCGUCAGUCUCAUCUCCAAAAAAAUGCACAGACUCUUUUUUGCUAG
Molecule: messenger RNA, 1533 nt
Organism: Aspergillus aculeatus ATCC 16872
Lineage: Eukaryota; Fungi; Ascomycota; Eurotiomycetes; Eurotiales; Aspergillaceae
Exons: 1
Coding region: 1-1533 (510 amino acids)
Source: RefSeq, a predicted model, not a curated record